This is a messenger RNA of Nanorana parkeri, 971 nucleotides long. RefSeq lists its product as uncharacterized. The transcript is spliced from 6 exons. Lineage: Eukaryota; Metazoa; Chordata; Amphibia; Anura; Dicroglossidae. The record is from RefSeq and is a predicted model, not a curated record. Bases 45 to 971 code for a protein of 308 amino acids.
CCACCGUGCAUGCAGCAAGAUCCGUGUCAGCGCUGAGUCUGAAAAUGCCUGUUAUUUUACCCCAGCUACCUGAGUCCAUGUUUUCUACUUAUGACCCCAGAUAUGUACCAGGUUACACAGGUUAUACUUCAAAACUGCGAAGUGAUAGAGGUAACAUUUAUGGCAAUGCAACUCUGCAGUCUCAGGACUAUGAACCAGGCCUCCAAAGAUCUUCACAGAUACCUGUGUCUGCGUGGAGAGAAAAUUACAGAUUGUCAUCUGAUUUACAUCUCGGAGGAAUAAUUUCUAACGUACCAAGGGAAAAUGCUGAAAUAUGGAAUAAUAAAAGUGGAUAUUACCUUCCAGCUAGUGGGAAGUAUCAUAUUAUUCGAAUGAACUAUACGCUUGAUGGUGACCCUAAGACUUCAUCAGCAAUAACUGCAAUUGAGGAAAUAAAAUAUGAACUGUCUAAACCAGCUAAAUGGUUGUCUUCAAAAACAGAGAGAUGUGCCUCAUCACAAAUUAGUCGGGAAACACCAAAACAGGCAGCAAGGUGUAUCAGAAGAGCUGAUCAGAUAGCCGAGUCUUCAUGCUCCCCUACAUGCAGAAAUGAAAUGAUGAAGAAGACCCUCAAAAAUGAUUUAACAGAAAAAGAACUCUCUUCAAGCAUUCCUUUGAAAAAUAAUUUUCUCCAAAGACAAGGGAAAAUCAUUUACAGAACAAAUAGUGGUCUUCUUCCCAAUUACUCUGGCUAUGCUCCCGCACAUUUCCAGCAAAAGCUAGUAUCAAACAAUUUGACAGAUUGUGCAAAGUAUGGGCUAGUUCACACCAGCAAUAGUGCGUUCCGGCCCGAUUCGGUGCUGGAAGCAGUGGAUCGCAUCCCGGCCAACUCCCCGCAUUCCGGGGCGAAUCAGCCUCUGGCAGUCGGUGCGCGGCUGGAGUGUGAGAUGAAGAAGCAGUACAAAGAGCUGAAUGCUAAUGUGGUAACAUGA